This is a messenger RNA of Vigna radiata var. radiata (mung bean), 1672 nucleotides long. RefSeq names its product probable protein S-acyltransferase 12. The record is from RefSeq and is a predicted model, not a curated record. Gene Ontology annotation, molecular function: protein-cysteine S-palmitoyltransferase activity. The coding region runs from base 275 to 1099 and encodes 274 amino acids. Gene Ontology annotation, cellular component: Golgi apparatus; endoplasmic reticulum. The transcript is spliced from 6 exons. NCBI's taxonomy places the organism in Eukaryota, Viridiplantae, Streptophyta, Magnoliopsida, Fabales, Fabaceae. Gene Ontology annotation, biological process: peptidyl-L-cysteine S-palmitoylation; protein targeting to membrane.
AAGAAAGAUCUUCGUUAUUGGUGGUGGUUGGAUCCGGAGCGACCCGUAUUUGAGACAAGGACUGAGAUGAGAGGGUUGGGUUGGGGGGAAGUGUUUGGUUGGAGUUCUUGAAAGAAAACCCCAAUAUUCCGAUUCCAAUUCCAAUUCCGAUUCAGUUAUUCCAAUCCUGGCUUCAGAUAUCUGGAAGCGCUUGUUCCCGGCCCGAAGAAGUAGGUCGUUGCCAUUGUCGGGUUCAGGUUGGGUUCCAAUUCCGAACAUAGGAAUAGGAAUCAGAAUGGGAAGCAACAUAAACCUCUUUAAGCUCUGCUCUGCCCUCAGAGUGCUGGGCUACUUCAUGAUCCUCUUGUUCGCCGCCAUUGUCGCCCUCAGUUACUACGCCGUCGUUUUAAUCACCUGGGGACCUCUCCUCUUCCACUCCCCUCUCCGCCUCCCCUCCUUUUUCUCCGCCUUCUUCGUUCUCCUCCUCUUUCACAUUCUCCUCAUACUCUUAACCUGGUCCUACAUCAUGGUCGUACUCAACGAUCCCGGUUCCGUCCCUCACAAUUGGAGACACCACCAACAACAACAACUUCGCUCCGAUUUCAAUUUGGAGACAGCACCGCCAACGCCCUCUCCCGCCUAUUGCUCUCGAUGCCAGAAUGGCAAGCCACCGCGAUGCCACCACUGCUCUAUUUGCCAAAGGUGUGUUCUGAAGAUGGAUCAUCAUUGCAUUUGGGUCGUCAACUGUGUUGGGGCACGUAACUACAAGUACUUUCUCCUAUUUUUGCUGUAUACGUUUCUCGAGACAACACUGGAUUGCUUAGCUCUGGUUCCUAGUUUUAUCAGAUUCUUUGGUGGAAACAAGAAUCAUUCAUUGUCUCCGGGGGGCUUUGCCGUCAUCUUUUUGGCUUCUAUUCUUAAUUUAGCCUUUGCGCUCAGUCUUCUCUGUUUCGUUGUUAUGCAUAUAUCUCUUCUGUUAAGCAACACAACUUCAGUAGAGGUUCAUGAAAAGAAAAAAGGAGUUAGGUGGAUGUACGACCUGGGCUGGAAGAGGAAUUUUGAACAGGUUAUAACUUCUCUUGAUGGCCAAAAUGUAACAAGAAAAGAAGUCUUCUACUAACGAGUAAACCAUGUAAUGAUUUUUAUCCAAAAAAGAGUUUGUAUACUUUUGGUCUUCGUGCUUUCUUAAUUUUAUGAUUUGGUUCAUCCCCUGUAUAUUUCUAUAUUAUAACUUGUGAAUAGCAUAAUUAUUUGAUCUGAAGUCCGUUAAGAUUAUAUGGUUAUGGUCAAUUAGUAUAUUUGAGAUAUUGUUUAUUUUAAAACUUGGUAGGUGUCUUUUAAAAAUAAAAGUGUGAUGAGACCACUAAGUUUUAAAGUAGGCAAUACCUCAAGUGCAGUGUAAAUUUGAGGUCUGUACAUUGGUACCUUCUGUGAGAAUGGAAACGAAGUUAUGAAAACCCCUAAACCCUGAGUCCUUUGACUAGGUACUUGUUUUGGUAAGUACAAAGUUGAAGUUAAAGAUAAUUUAUAUACACUUUCUUCCCUUAACGCACUGAUGUGUUUUUAAAGGAGCAAACUGUGACUGAUCCACCAAACUCCAAAGUGAAUAAUAUUUUAAAUUUAAAUGUGAUGAGUGAUCUAAUGAUGAUAUUUUAGUGGAAAUGAGGUUAGAACAAUAUCUGAUAGUUUUCAU